ACAGUCACACCGAACAAUCAAAACAGUCCAGCAUGUCCAAAAUAUUCACACCUACAAAUCAAAUACGUCUUACAAAUGUGGCCAUUGUAAGGCUAAAGAAGGCUGGUAAGCGCUUCGAAAUCGCCUGCUAUAAAAACAAAGUGCUGUCCUGGCGCAACAACAGCGAAAAGGACAUCGAUGAGGUGCUGCAGACGCACACCAUCUUCACCAAUGUGUCCAAGGGUCAGACAGCUAAAAAGGAUGAACUGGUGAAGGCAUUCGGCGCCAAAGAUGAAACUGAAAUUUGUAAGGAAAUCCUGAGCAAAGGCGAACUUCAGGUGUCAGAGAAGGAGCGACACAGUGUGCUAGACUCGCAGCUCAAUAGCAUAGUCAAUAGUGUAGCAGCACUUUGCGUAAAUCCCGAAACACGUCGUCCGUAUCCGGCCUCCAUCAUAGAGAAGUCUCUCAAGGAUGCACAUUUCUCCGUCAAGAUGAACAAGAACACCAAGCAGAACACACUGGAGGCAAUCAAAAUGCUGCGCGACCACAUGCCCAUAGAGCGCUCACGCAUGAAGCUGCGAGUGAGCUUUGCCGGCAAGGAGGGAGGCGGUAAGUUAAAGGAUGCGGUUGUCAAGCUGGCCAACGCCGUGGAGCACGAGGAAUGGGAGGAAUCAACGCUGCAUUUGACGCUGCUCAUCGAUCCCGGCCAGUAUCGAGUCAUAGACGAGCUGGUGCGCAACGAAACCAAGGGCAAAGGCCUACUGGAGCUGCUCGAACUCAAGGAAGUUGUCGAGAGCGACGAGCUGUUCUAGGCAUUAAACGACUUGUAUAAAAUAUAUAGUUGAUUAUUAUUGUUAACAAAAUUUUGAAUGCAUAAAGAUUAAAACUGUA
This is a messenger RNA of Drosophila virilis, 870 nucleotides long. It is a transcript of the gene Sbds, whose product is annotated as SBDS ribosome maturation factor. Gene Ontology annotation, biological process: cytosolic ribosome assembly; ribosome biogenesis. Lineage: Eukaryota; Metazoa; Arthropoda; Insecta; Diptera; Drosophilidae. The record is from RefSeq and is a predicted model, not a curated record.